Messenger RNA from Malus domestica (apple), 502 nucleotides. NCBI's taxonomy places the organism in Eukaryota, Viridiplantae, Streptophyta, Magnoliopsida, Rosales, Rosaceae. The record is from RefSeq and is a predicted model, not a curated record.
AAUUCAAGAUAAAGAAAGAAAGCUGAUCGCACCACGACGGCGGCGACGUGGCGGUCAUUUAACGGAAAAUAACAGACAAAUCAGCCUCCAGAUCAAAUCUUGAAGCACAACUCUGAAAAAUCGAGACUACCAACAGCUGAGCUCCGACCAACCGUUGAUGGAUGCAAUCAGGAAGCUCAGAGAUCAGGUCGCCAAGCAACAGCAGGCUGUGUUCAAACAAUUUUCUGGUGGCAUAUAUGGGGGAUCGGAUAAUGUUGCCUCGGAUGAAAAUGAAUUUCAACAGCAUCAGAAACUCGAGAAGCUGUACAUAUCAACUCGUGCUGCCAAGCAUUACCAAAAGGAAAUUGUCCGCGGAGUGGAAGGUUACAUUGUGGCCGGUUCAAAGCACGUUGAAAUAGGUACCAAGCUAUCAGAAGAUAGCAGGAAAUAUGGUUCUGAAAAGACUUGCACCAGUGAUAACACAUUGUCGAGAGCUGCACUUAGUUUUGGAUGAGGUGGGGCC